AUGUUUGAGAAGAGCAACCGGGGAAUGCAAACUAUUUCGCAUAUAGCAAGAAGUAACGUAAAUUCAAAUGAUAAACAGAAAGAAUUUUCAUUAUGCGAAACCAAUAUACAAACAAUGGAUAAAGAGUGUACAGACAUAAUUGAAGAUGCGUUUAACCCGAUUAAAUGCACUACAUGGCAAUCAAAGAAGAAUUUAGUGGAUAGAAUAGAGGAAGACCACCCCACUCACAAAAGCAUUGAGUAUAAUAUAGAGGAAAAGAAGAUUGUCCUGCCCCCAAUUGGGAGAGGUCUUAAAGAAAAAGGAAAGAGGCAUAUUCUUCUGAAUAGCAUAAAAAUAGACUCGUUCUCUAGCGGAUCUUCAGAGGAGCCGCAAAAAGAGCAGUUCUUUGAGGAGGUGCUUGCAUUUGCAAAGAAACGGGGAAUUACAAGCAGUGAAAACUUAAUAUGUGCAAUAUCAAAGGAUCAGGAGGGAAGCCGCUUUAUCCAGAAAAAGCUUGACAGUGCAACUAUCGAGGAGAUUGAUAUAACUUUUGAGGAGAUUUGUCCAUGGAUUUCUGAACUAAUUGUCGAUUUGUUUGGUAACUACGUUGUGCAAAAAUUUCUUGAAAUUGGCACAACAGAGCAAAGAGAGAAAAUAUUCUUUGCAAUGGAAAGCACAAUUAUUUCUCUUGCCCUGCAUAUGUAUGGAUGCCGAGUCAUCCAAAAGGCGCUUGAGUGUAAAGAUAUAAAUAGAAAGAUUGUAGAAAAAAUCAAAGGGCAUGUUAUCGAUCUAGUCUGUGAUCAGAAUGGAAAUCACGUGGUUCAAAAGUGUGUUGAGUGUGUUGAUUCAGAUUUUGUAAUUAAAGAGUUUGAAGAAGAUGCGGUUUCUUUGAGCCGGCAUCGGUAUGGCUGCAGAGUUAUUCAGAGAAUAUUUGAAAACAGCACAAAGUGCGCGAGCGCAAUUGACAAGAUCAUUAGCAAUGCUAAACUAUUGGUAGAGGACCAGUACGGCAAUUAUGUAAUACAGCACAUAUUAGAAAAGGGAACGCAUGCGCACAAAAGAAAAAUUAUUACUGAACUUUCUGACAAUAUAGCAGAGUACAGCAUACACAAAUUUGCAUCUAAUGUCAUGGAAAAGUGUGUAAUUUGCGGAACAAGCGAGGACCGGAGAUACAUGCUAAAGCAGCUUAAGUCUGCAGUUGGCCCUGCAGGAGAAGAUCUGCUUGUCCACAUAACAAUGGAUAAGUUUGGCAAUUAUGUAGUUCAGCGCCUGCUAGAUGUUCUAACUGGAGCAGAUAAAGAAGUUCUUAUGUCUCAUCUCAGAGCAAACAUUGCAGACCUUAAAAAAAGCUCAUAUGCAAAAUGCAUUAUAUCAAAGCUAGCGCUCCUUGACUCAAAGAAAGAAUAAAUUAUAUUUAAACUUUCUGCGAGUUUAUUGAGUGUCAUUAUUUCUCCAAUAAUUAAUAAAUAGAAUAACGGUUUCCA
This is a messenger RNA of Nematocida parisii ERTm1, 1463 nucleotides long. RefSeq lists its product as uncharacterized. Lineage: Eukaryota; Fungi; Microsporidia. Gene Ontology annotation, molecular function: mRNA binding. Gene Ontology annotation, biological process: post-transcriptional regulation of gene expression. The coding region runs from base 1 to 1386 and encodes 461 amino acids. The transcript has a single exon. The record is from RefSeq and is a predicted model, not a curated record. Gene Ontology annotation, cellular component: cytoplasm.